Molecule: messenger RNA, 1109 nt
Organism: Rubroshorea leprosula
Lineage: Eukaryota; Viridiplantae; Streptophyta; Magnoliopsida; Malvales; Dipterocarpaceae
Source: the annotation of a GenBank genome assembly
AAUAGGCUCGAAGGGGCUUUACUAGAGAGCAUUGCUAGUUCAAAACUACUGCACGAACUCAAAUUGUUUAACAACAAACUCAGUGGGUCUUUGCCAAGUCAACUUGGUGAAAACUCGCCAUUGCAACUCCUGGAUUUAUCUUAUAAUCAAUUUUCUGGUAUAAUUCUUGAGAAUUUGUGUGCAAAGGGAAAGUUAGAGGAUCUUGUUCUGAUGUACAAUUCAUUUUCCAGUGAAAUUUCGGUGAGUCUGGGGAAAUGCAAAAGCCUUCUCCGGGUCAGACUGAAGCACAACGGGUUAACAGGUGGAGUCCCAGACAACUUUUGGGGGCUGCACAGAGUAUAUUUGCUUGAGCUCAAUGAGAAUUUGCUUAAUGAGAUUGGAUUGCUGGGCAAUCUGGUGGUGUUCUCUGGGAGUGGUAAUAGUUUCACAGGUCGGAUUUCGGCUUCCAUGGUGAAAUUGAGGCAGUUGGAUAGACUUGAUCUUAGUAAAAAUGAGCUCACUGGGGGUAUUCCUGAAGGAAUUUGUAAGUGGGUAAAUUUGAAUGAGCUAAAUUUGGCUAACAAUAGGUUAUCUGGUAGAAUUCCCAGUGAAAUAAGUAGCUUGCCUGUACUUAAUUAUCUUGAUCUUUCUAGGAAUUUAUUUUCUGGGAAAGUGCCUAUUGAGUUGCAGAAUUUGAAGCUCAAUUUGCUUAAUUUGUCGAAUAACCAGCUUUCUGGAGAGCUCCCUCCUUUUUAUGCUAACAAAAUAUACAGCAAGAGCUUCCUGGGCAACCCGGGAUUGUGUGGUGAUAUAGCUGGUCUUUGUCCAGAUACUGGUGAAUCUAAGAAUCAACAGUAUCUAUGGAUUCUUUGAUCAAUUUUUAUACUUGCUAGUGUGGUUUUUGUUGUGGACUGUUAGAAGUUAACGGAAGGAUGGUGCCGGUGUUAACAGAGGGGGUGAUUUGCCACUGCAAGUGAGUUGAGGGGGUGAUUUGCGCGUGAAGUGGGUUGAGGGGGUGAUUUGCCACUAUUUAUUGAGUUGAGGGGAUGAUAUGCACCUUUUGCCUUGUCCUUAAUACCUGUGCGGGGGUGAACUAUAAUAUUUGCAUAUAAUAAAAGAAAAAGUAUUUU